CCCGGCCCGGCCCGAGCCUCAGCGCCGCCAGCCCGACUCCGGGCCGCCCCUUUCUUUCUCUCCGCUUCUCCGGCUCCGGGCGCAGAAACCCGAUCACCAGGAAGACCCUACUCUGUUCAAUAAGAGGAGCCUGGCAGGUGAAUCUCCGACAGUAGGACAAGAGUAUUGAUGGAUUUGAAGCCAGUUCCCAAAGCUGUUCAGAAUCCUGGGGAAAUCACUUGUUCUUCUCUGCAUUUAUAGGGCCAGGUUGUUUCUGAUGCAGUUGAGAAAAAUGCAGACCAUCAAAAAGGAGCAGGCAUCUCUGGAUACCACCAGCCCCGGGGACAAAGGGAUGGUACUGAGUUCUGCCUUAACUGAAGCCACGGAGGACCUGGCCACAGGCGAAGAGCUGCUUCUGAACGAAGGCAGCGUGGGGAAGAACAAAUCUUCCGCCUGUCGGAGGAAGCGGGAAUUCAUUCCCGAUGAGAAGAAAGAUGCUAUGUACUGGGAAAAAAGGCGGAAAAACAAUGAAGCGGCCAAGAGAUCUCGGGAGAAGCGCCGGCUCAAUGACCUGGUCUUAGAGAACAAACUAAUUGCGCUGGGAGAAGAAAACGCCACUUUAAAAGCAGAACUGCUUUCCCUGAAAUUAAAGUUUGGUUUGAUUAGCUCCACGGCGUAUGCUCAAGAGAUUCAGAAACUCAGUAAUUCUCCAGCCGUCUACUUUCAAGACUACCAGACUUCCAAGGGCACCGUGGGCUCCUUUGUGGAGGAGCACGAACCCUCCGUCGUGUCCAGCAGUUGCAUUUCUGUCAUCAAGCACUCUCCGCAGAGCUCUCUGUCCGACGUGUCCGAGGUGUCCUCCGUGGAACACACGCAGGAGAGCCCUGGGCAGGGCAGCUGCAGAAGUCCUGAAAACAAGUUCCACGCCAUCAAGCGAGAGCCCAUGGAGCUCGACAACUAUGCAAGGGAGCCCAGAGAUGACCGGGGCCCCUAUGCAGCCUCCGUCUAUCACAACUAUCUGGGGAGUUCUUUUUCUGGCUACUCGCACUCUCCACCUCUCCUGCAAGUCAACAGAUCCUCCAGCAACUCUCCCAGAACUUCAGAAGCCGACGACGGUGUCGUGGGCAAGUCCUCCGACGGGGAGGACGAGCAGCAGGUUCCCAAGGGCCCCAUCCAUUCUCCAGUGGAACUGAAACGUGGGCAUGCGACCGUGGUGAAAGUCCCCGAAGUGAACUCCUCUGCCUUGCCGCACAAGCUUCGGAUCAAAGCCAAAGCCAUGCAGAUCAAAGUCGAAGCCUUCGAUAAUGAUUUCGAGGCCACACAAAAACUUUCCUCGCCCGUCGACAUGACGUCGAAAAGACAUUUUGAACUUGAAAAGCAUAGUCCCCGGAGUAUGGUACAUUCUUCCCUCACGCCUUUCUCAGUGCAAGUGACAAACAUUCAAGAUUGGUCCCUCAGAUCGGAACACUGGCAUCCCAAAGAACUGAGUGGCAAAACUCAGAAUGGUUUCAAAACUGGAGUGGUGGAAAUUAAAGACAGUGGCUACAAAGUUUCCGAUGCGGAGAAUUUGUACUUGAAGCAGGGGAUAGCAAACUUAUCUGCAGAGGUGGUCUCACUUAAGAGACUCAUAGCCACACAACCAAUCUCUGCUUCAGACUCCGGGUAAAUUACUACUGACUAAGAGCUGGACAUUUAGGAAGCUGUCAUUUGCAAUAGAUGAAUAUGUUUUUGUAUGAUACAGAGUUUUCACUGGACUCGUGUUGUCAUUUCACUGUCCUGUGCACAUGUUGUCUGCUGGGCGUCUUUGUGUGCACAAACUAUGAUGAAGAUGAGGUUAUGUUCUCACCCUUCCCUGUGUAUAGUCACAUAGUCCACACGAAGGCUGUAUAUAUCGGACAUUAUUUUUGUUGUUCUAUUAUAAAGCGUGUAAGUUGCCAGUUUCAAUAAAGGAUUGGUGACAACACAGACA
Marmota flaviventris (yellow-bellied marmot) is the source of this 1948-nucleotide messenger RNA. RefSeq names its product nuclear factor, interleukin 3 regulated (gene Nfil3). Gene Ontology annotation, molecular function: DNA binding; DNA-binding transcription factor activity. Gene Ontology annotation, biological process: circadian rhythm; transcription by RNA polymerase II; immune response. Gene Ontology annotation, cellular component: nucleus. NCBI's taxonomy places the organism in Eukaryota, Metazoa, Chordata, Mammalia, Rodentia, Sciuridae. The record is from RefSeq and is a predicted model, not a curated record.